This is a messenger RNA of Ictalurus furcatus (blue catfish), 5911 nucleotides long. Its product is annotated as NACHT, LRR and PYD domains-containing protein 3-like. Bases 387 to 4655 code for a protein of 1422 amino acids. The record is from RefSeq and is a predicted model, not a curated record. Gene Ontology annotation, molecular function: protein binding. The transcript is spliced from 18 exons. NCBI's taxonomy places the organism in Eukaryota, Metazoa, Chordata, Actinopteri, Siluriformes, Ictaluridae.
UGUGUAGUUCCUGCUCCUGUUACAUCUCUGUUUAUAUAAAGUGGAGUGUGUGUGUGUGUGUAUGUUUGUGUGGGUGUGUGAGAGAGAGAUUUUACACUGCAAAAAGAGAGAGAGAGAGAAAGAUAGAGAGAUAGAUGUUACACUGUAAAAAGAGAGCGAGCGAGAGAGAGAUAGAUGUUACACUGUAGAGAGAGAGAGAGAGAGAGAGAGAGAUGUUACACUGUAAGAAGUUGUAGUUGAAACUCCGCCUUUUCUCCACCGGAAAUGACUCAAAAGUCAAAGUGAAAGCAAGUACCGAGAAAAACACGAAGCUCUUUGGAACAGAAUCGCACAGGACUCAGCUAAACUAAUACUAAGAGACAGCAGUCAUUAGACUUUCUGAAAUAAUGUCGGGGGAGUGUGAGGAACUCAGAACAUCUGAAAUGAGUCAUCAAGAGGAGCAGCACAAGAUCCAAAGUGGAAUUAAGAAAAGGUCAGUUUCUCCUGUAUCCAGCUGCGUGUCCUAUAACAGUGACCGCUCACUGCCGCUUCCUCUCAACUUUACAGAUGGAACAUCCUCUGUGGAAAGGGGAACUGUGGAAAGGUCAAAUUCUCCUGUAUCCAGCUGCUUGUCCUUUAAGAGUGACCGCUCACUGCCACUUCCUCUCAACUUUAAAGGUGGAACAUCCUCUGUGGAAAGUGAAACUAAGGAAAGGCGUCUCUCGCCUGUAUCCAGCUGUGUGUCCUAUAAGAGUGACCGCUCACUGCCGCUUCCUCUCAACUUUACAGAUGGAACAUCCUCUGUGGAAAGAAACCAAAAACAGAAACCAAAACUCAACUGCAGAAAUCGGAUGGAGUCCAUAUUCAAGGAGCUGGAGAACAAAGUCAUCACUCUGUUGAAGAAUGAGCUGAACAGGUUCAAGAAGCUACUGAGUGCUGAUUUCCCAGCAUGCUCUGAGGAGGAGGAGGAGGAGGAUCUGCACUGUUUCAGAGAGGGUGUGCUGAAGAUCACACUGCACAUCCUGAAGAACAUGAAGCAGAAAGAUCUCGCUCACACACUGCAGAUCAAGCUGGCCUCUGUGUAUCAGCGAAAGCUCAAAUCCAGACUUCUAGAUAAAUGUAAAAGAAUUAAUGAAGGAAUCUCACAGCAUGGGACAUUAACACUUCUGAAUCAGAUCUACACAGAGCUCUACGUCACAGAGGGUGGGAGUGGAGACGUCAAUAAAGAACAUGAGGUGAGACAGAUUGAGACAGCGUCCAGGAGACCAGCAGCAGAGGAGACACCCAUCAAAUGUAAUGAGCUCUUUAAAGACAAGUCCAUCAGAAGUGUGCUGACUAAAGGAGUAGCUGGAAUUGGAAAAACAGUCUCUGUGCAGAAGAUCAUUCUGGACUGGGCUGAAGGGAAAGCGAAUCAGGACGUCACCUUCAUGUUUCCACUUCCCUUUAGAGAGCUGAAUUUGGUGAAGCAGGGGACCUUCAGUCUGAUGAGCCUUCUUCAUCAGUUUUUCCCUGACAUUAAGGACUUGGAAGUAAUAGACAGUGAUGCCUACAAAGUCCUGUUCAUCUUUGAUGGUCUGGAUGAGUGUCGACUUCCUCUAAAUUUCCAGAAGAAUGAGAUGUUGUGUGAUGUGACAGAGUCAGUCUCAGUGGAUGUGCUGCUGACAAACCUCAUCAAGGGGAAUCUGCUUCCCUCUGCUCACCUCUGGAUAACCACUCGACCAGCAGCAGCCAAUCAGAUCCCUCCUGAGUGUGUAGCCCAGGUAACAGAGGUACGAGGGUUCAGUGAUCCUCAGAAAGAGGAGUACUUCAGGAAGAGGAUCAGUGAUCAGAGCCUGUCCAAUAAAAUCAUCUCACACAUGAAGUCUUCCAGAAGCCUCUACAUCAUGUGCCACAUCCCAGUCUUCUGCUGGAUCUCAGCCACUGUUCUAGAGAGAAUGUUGGGUGAAGCAAAGAUUGGAGAGAUCCCCAAGACUCUGACUCAAAUGUUCACAUACUUCCUGAUCUUUCAAAUCAAACACAAGGACCAAAAGUACCAUCAGAACUGUGACCUUGAUCUUCCCCAGACCAGAGAGAGUAUCCUGACACUGGGAAAACUGGCUUUCCAACAGCUGGAGAAAGGAAACCUGAUGUUCUACGAGGAAGACCUGAGAGAGUGUGGCAUUGAUGUCAGAGAAGUGGCAGUGUACUCAGGAGUGUGUACCCAAAUCUUCAGAGCAGAGUCUGGACUCCACCUGGGGAAGAUGUUCAGCUUUGUGCAUCUGAGUGUCCAGGAGUUUUUGGCUGCAUUAUAUGCAUUUCUCUGCUUCCUUGACAAAAACCCAACAAAAGAACAAACCACUGAUCUUUCUGGUCUUUUCAACAUAUCAGAAAUGUCUGACUUCCUCAAGAGUGCAGUGGAUCAGGCCUUAUGGAGUGACAACGGACACUUGGACCUUUUCCUCCGCUUCCUUCUGGGCCUCUCAGUGGAGUCUAAUCAGGAGCUCAUUCGAGGUCUGCUGACACACAAAGGAAACAGCUCUGACUGUCAAAAGGACAUAGUUGAGUACAUCAAGUUCAAGUUUGAACACAAUCCAUCUCCAGAGAGAUCCGUCAAUCUGUUCUACUGUCUGAACGAGUUACAUGAUGAUUCACUAGUGAAAGAGAUCCAAAGCUACAUGAGCUCAGGACGUCUCUCUGAAGCUGAACUCUCACCUGCUCAGUGGUCUGCUCUGGUCUUUGUGUUGCUGACAUCAGAGGAGGAUCUGGAAGUGUUUGAGCUAAAGAAGUUCAUAAAGUCAGAUGAAUGCUUUAAGAGACUGCUACCAGUCGUCCGGGAAGCCACAAGAGUUCUGCUCAGCGAGUGUAACCUGACGGAGAGAAGCUGCUCGGCUUUACACACAGUUCUCAGCUCAGAAUCCUCCAAGCUGACUGAGGUGGAUCUGAGCAGUAAUCCUCUGGAGGACUCAGGAGUGAAGCUGCUUUGUGCUGGACUGAAGAGUCCAAACUGUAAGCUGGAGAAACUGAGACUUUCAGACUGCAGUAUAACAGAGGAAGGAUACGCUGCUCUGGCUGAAGCUCUGAAAUCAUCACACCUGAUAGAGCUGGAUCUCAGAGGGAACGACCCUGGAGCAUCAGGAGUGAAGCUGCUCACUGAUGUACUACAGGAUCCACACUGUACACUGGAGACACUGAGUCUGUUGAAAAGUGAGGCAGAGGAAGCCUGUGCUUCUUUAACUGAAGUUCUGGGUCCAAACCCUUUACUGCAGAGAGAACUGGAUCUGAGUGGGAAAAUAUCUGGAGACUCAGGAGUGAAGCAGCUCUCUGCUCUACUGAAGGAUCCACACUGCAGACCUGAGAGACUCAGGCUGAGUAAGAGCGGUAUUACAGAGAGAGGCUGUACUGAUCUGAUAUCAGCUCUUACUGCAAACCCUUCACACCUGACAGAGCUGGACCUGAGUGAGAACACACUGGGAAAUCCAGGAGUGGAGAAGAUCUCUACUCUACUAAAGAGUUCAUCCUGCAAACUCCAGAAGCUUGUACUUUCAGACUGUAAUAUAACAGAGAAAGGAUACACUGCUCUGGCUAAAGCUCUGAAGUCAAACCGCUCAUCACACCUGAUAAACCUGGACCUCAGAGGGAACGACCCUGGAGCAUCGGGAAUGACGGAGAUUAGGAGUUUGAUGAAUGAUACAGAAUGUAAACUGACACUGAGGUUGCUGAAAAGUCCUGAUGCACAGAAAGCUUAUGAUCAUCUGAGUGAAGUUCUGGGUAUAAACCCGAUACUGCAGACGGAUCUGGAUCUGAGUGGGAAAAUAGAAGGAGACUCAGGAGUAGAGCAACUCUCUGCUUUACUGAAGGAUCUACUGGAGGAUCCACACUGCAGACCUGAAAAACUUCAGCUCAGUGAGUGUAAUCUGACAGAGAAAGGAUGUUCAGCUCUGCUCACAGCUCUCAGAUCAGAAUCCUCCACCCUGAGGGAGCUGAAUCUGAGUAAGAACAGGAUUCAGGAUUCAGGAGUGAAGCUGCUCUCUGCAGUACUGAAGAAUAAAGACUGUAAACUGGAGACUGUGAGACUUUCAGACUGCAGAAUAACAGAGGAAGGAUACGCUGCUCUGGCUGAAGCUCUGAAAUCAUCACACCUGAUAGAGCUGGAUCUCAGAGGGAACGACCCUGGAGCAUCAGGAGUGAAGCUGCUCACUGAUGUACUACAGGAUCCACACUGUACACUGAAGACACUGAGGUUGUUGAAAAGUGCUGAUGCAGAGGAAGCCUACAAGUGUCUUACUAACAUUUUCAGAAGAAACCCCUUACUGCACAUGGAGCUGGAUCUGAACAACAACACACCUGAAGACGUCAAAGUGAAGCAUCUCUCGGCUCUGCUGCAGGAUCCACAUUACAGACUGCAGAAACUCACGGUCACGGGGAACCUGGAGUCUAUCCCAGGGAGCAUGGGGCACAAGGCGGGGUACACCCUGGACAGGGUGCCAGUCCAUUGCAGGGCACAAUCAUAUACACGCUCACACACCCAUUCAUACACUACGGACACUUUGGACACGCCAAUCAGCCUACCAUGCAUGUCUUUGGACUGGGGGAGGAAACCGGAGUACCCGGAGGAAACCCCCGCAGCACGGGGAGAACAUGCAAACUCCGCACACACAGGGCCCCAGCGGGAAUCCCCCGCCGGGCGAACGUGCUAACCACUAAGCCACCGUGCGCCCCUGCUGUGUUUAUAUAUUUAUAUGUGUUUAUAUAUUAAUUUUAAUUCUGUCUCAUGUCACAAAUACAUUUAUUUACAUUUACAUUUAUUCAUUUAGCAGACGCUUUUACAGAGACGUACAAAUGAGGAAAUACAAGCAAAGCGAUAUAUCAAGCGGAGAACAAUACAAGUAGUGCUACUGUACAAGAUUUUUAAUUAAAUACACCUGUUACCAGGUCAAGAAAAGCCUGUGGCAAGAAAAUAGCGGAAGUAUACACGGCUAUAGAGCCACAAAAAUGAGUACAGACUAAUGUUCCACACGGACUGGCCUUGAAAUAAAUGACCGUGUCCAUAAUUCAGGUGGAACUCGUACAGACUGCAGUAAGGUACUAAUAAUAUAAAACAUGCCUUAUUUUAUAUACACUCACUGACCACUUUAUUAGGAACGCCUAUAUACUUGAUCGUUCAUGUAAUUUUCCAACCAGCCAAUCAUGUGGCAGCUGCACAAUGCAUGAAAUCAUACUGAUACAGAUCAUGAGCUUCAGUUAAUGUUCACAUCAAAGAUCAGAACGGAGGAACAUGUGAUCUCUGUGACUUUGACUGUUGCAUUGGUUUGAGUAUUUCUGAAAGUGCUGGGAGAUCACACACACACACACACACACACACACACACACACAACAGUCUCUAGGGUUUAUACAGAAUGGUGCAGAAAACAAAAAACAUCCAGUGAGCGUCAGGUAUGUGGGUGGAAACGCCGUGUUGAUGAGAGAGGUCAGAGGAGAAGGACCAGACUGGUUCAAACUGACAGGAAGGUAACCAGUAUAACCAAAUAACAAAUAGCCACUCUCUACAAACAUGCUGAGCAGAAAAGCAUCUCAGAACACACAACACAUCCAACCUUGAGGAUGGGCUACAACAGCAGAAGACCACAUCUGAGGCUACAGUGGACACAGACUCACCCAAACUGGACAGAUGAGGAUUGGGAAACCAUCACCUGGUGUUUUUUUUCAAUCUUCUGCCCAGUUUUGGUGAGGCUGUGAGUGUGUGUACUCAUUCCUUCAUUCAAGUGCUUUAUCCUGGUCAGGGUGAGCACCUAGGGGGCAAUUUAGUGUAGCUAAUCCACCUUUCUGUGUAUUUUUGGAUGGUGGGAGAAAACAGGAGAACCGCUGAAACACUACACAGACAGUAACCAGAGAUCAGGAUCUCUCUCUCUCUCUUUCUCUCCCUCUCUCUGCCUCUCUCACUCUCUCUCUCUCU